Blastomyces gilchristii SLH14081 is the source of this 3254-nucleotide messenger RNA. RefSeq names its product vacuolar amino acid transporter 1. Gene Ontology annotation, cellular component: vacuolar membrane. Gene Ontology annotation, biological process: amino acid transmembrane transport. Gene Ontology annotation, molecular function: amino acid transmembrane transporter activity. The coding region runs from base 1 to 1743 and encodes 580 amino acids. The transcript has 6 exons. Lineage: Eukaryota; Fungi; Ascomycota; Eurotiomycetes; Onygenales; Ajellomycetaceae. The record is from RefSeq and is a predicted model, not a curated record.
AUGGCAGGACCUGAACCAUCAACAUCCUCAUCUUCGACGCCUCGGAACAUCGCACAGCGUGAAACUGAUGAUAAUGAUCUACGAAGACGAUGGGCGUCGGAGAUAUCCACAAGGCAUAAUACAUCUUCCGCAGCGCCUAAUAGCUUCGAUAAUUUUGCUCGUUCGUGGCAGCGGGCAGCUCAUUUCCCAGAAGUCGCUCCCCGGAGAUCCUCGUUCGUCCUCGCCCUGCCAGAUGACGAGGAACAUGGCCAUAGGCUAUCCAUAGACGAAACCAGGGCCCUUCUGCGCCGACGUUCUGGCCCCGGUGAACGAGGGUUGGAAACCCCCUUCGGUGAGGCAGAAUAUUUACUCGACUACGGAACUGUAGAUGCCGAGUUCGAUAUAUCCCCGCGCACCACACCGCUACUGGGACGAAGUUACGAACCCUCGUAUGGAACGACGGUGACGUCUAGAAUAAGCGAAUCUACCAGGCUGCACGCAGCACAGCUACAUAGGGAACACCAGUUUAUCGAGGCAGAUGCCGCAGCGGAUACGGAUUCCGAACGCGAACCCUUCAUCGUCAAGCGCAUCCAGCACGAAGACGGCUCCAAGGAAGCCAUCAUCGUCGGCCAAUCCACCGUCCCGCAGACAAUUUUCAACUCCGUCAACGUCCUUAUCGGAAUCGGCCUGCUUAGCUUGCCACUGGGCCUCAUGUAUGCGGGCUGGCUUAUCGGCAUCCCGCUCCUCAUCUUCUCCGCAGUGGCUACCGCAUACACGGCCAAAAUCCUUGCCAAGUGCGUGGACGAUCCCACCCUCGUUACGUAUGCGGACCUGGCGUAUAUCAGCUUUGGUCCCCAGGCCCGUAUCGUCACCAGCUUACUCUUCUGCUUGGAACUAAUGGGCGCAUGUGUUGCUUUGGUUGUGUUGUUUGCUGAUAGUAUUGAUGCGUUGGUUCCGGGCCUAGGCGCACUCCGAUGGAAACUGAUAUGUGGUGCGAUUUUAAUUCCGAUGAAUUUUGUGCCCUUGCGGCUGCUAAGCCUGUCGAGUAUUUUGGGGAUUUUUUGCUGUACUUCUAUUGUUCUGAUUAUUUUUGUUGAUGGCAUCAUCAAACCAGAGUCACCAGGCUCCCUUCGUGAUCCUGCGCGGACAUCACUUCUUCCUGAAAACUGGAGCGCUGUUCCACUUUCAUUUGGACUAAUCAUGUCUCCCUGGGGCGGCCACAGCGUCUUUCCAAACAUCUAUAAAGACAUGAGACACCCGCAUAAGUACGGUGUGAGUCUUUGGGUAACCUAUAUCUUCACGUUUCUGUUAGACCUAGCCAUGGCCGUUGCUGGCUGGCUCAUGUUUGGCCCUAAUGUCAGAGACGAAAUCACAUCCAACAUUCUCCGAACAGCCGGAUACCCCAACUGGCUAUCAGUCUGUAUCGUGGCUUUCAUCGCAAUCAUCCCAUUGACCAAAGUACCUCUUAGCCCCUUCCUCCGCACAGCCGUCCAAUCCAUCGCCCGCAUCCUAACAAUCUGCAUAAUAACCUUCACCGCCAUCGUCUUCCCCUACUUCGACCGCAUCAUGGCAUUCAUCGGCGCGAGUCUGUGCAUCACCAUCUGCAUCAUCCUGCCGGUGGCGUUUUAUCUCAGGAUAUUCGGGAGCAGUAUUCCGUUUUGGGAGAGGGUGGUGGAUUGGGUGUUGUUGGGCGUUUGUUCGGUUAUGGCGGUUGUAGGGACGGUGUGGGCGUUCAUUCCGAGGGAGAGGAUUGGGUUGAGUUGAGUUCGUUUUUUUUUUCUUUUUCUUUUUUUUCUUUUUUUUUUUUUUUUUUGUGGAGAGAUAUAGGGGAAUAUCUGAUGGCGGUCUUCCUGAUUGGGAUGAUCGACUAACCCUUAAGGUUAUACGAGUUAUGAAUGGCAUAUGAGCAAUCAAGAUGGAACAAACUUCCUGUCAAUUGUCUAUGUGCAAACUAUUGAUUGUAUACACAAGCGUCUAUAAUUGAAAGCUUGUGGCUAGCUGUGAGGCGAUGUGCCCUUUCCAUAUCUUAAAGAACCUAACCUAGAGUAACAGUAAAAUUAUUCCUAUUCCCACCGGGGUUCAGCAUCUCCUUCUUAAAAACAGCAGCGGCAGCAGUAGUAGUUGCAUUAGCAACGUUAUAUUCCCAAAGGUAAUAUAUAAGCUUCGACGUCACCUUCCUCUGCACCAUCUUAUACCCCAAGCUCGCCAUGAUAGUCCGCAGCCGUCCCUCGGUAAAAUACCGGGAAUUCAGCACGCACGCCGCGGGCAGGACGAGAAAUAAACACGGUAAAUAUGUGCUGCUACUAGGCUGUGUAUCCGAAACGUCUCCUGAUGCCGCAUCCCCUACCGUCCCGGUAAACGGCUGCAGUAGCGGCGGCGGCGGCGUCAAAAACGCCGUUGUCCGCCGUAGCAUCUCCCCCCUCCCCGCCGGAUCCGAGACAUAGUUCAACACCAGCGAUAGGCUGAUGAUAUGGAACUUUUCCUCCUCGCAUGCGGGCAAUGGGCGCUCCAUGAAAUCCUGCUGCAGGAUGCCCUUCUCCUGUGAAUGCAGGUCAAUCCGCGUGACAUCCAGCAAGCCGACGCGCGAGCAGGCGUUGGAGGUACUCAGCGCGCCGACUUCGAGUAACCGUAUUUGCGCGCACGGUCGUGGUCGUGGUUUUGGUUUUGGUUGUGGUUUCUCCUCUCGCCUUUCGACUUUUGCGUCACCGUUUCCAUCAUAACCCUCUUCUUUAUCACCGCCGCCCUGUUCCUUCUGCAGUUUCCGCCGCUGCAGGUGCAGCUUCUCAAACACAGGCGCCAACCAGUCCACAAGCACUUUGCUGGAAUCACCGCCCCGCUCCUUCGACUGGCCCUUCUUGCUGGCUAGCUGGUAGCCCUCGAGCCCGCCAUGUGCCGCGAUCUGCCUGUCCAGGUCGUGCACGAGCGCUUCGUUGUUCUCAGCGAGGGCGCGGGCACGGGCUUUGUGGAGCUGGUGGUGGGCGCGGAUGAGGGUGCGUGUUGCUUUGGCGGAGAGGGACGCAGCGGGUUUGCUGGUGGCGGUCGGUGGGCGGCCAUGAGAGAGGGAGCCGGGGGUUUUUCCUUUGGUCUUGGGCUUGGGCCUGCGGCGGACGCUGGUUAUUGUCAUCUUAUUAGUAUAGUCUGUAAGAUGGGGGUGCAAGCCACUCAGAGCAUCCCAUUUUUCGACGCUGUUUUAAGCCCAUUUGUUGGUGAUUACUACACCCACCUAAGUUACCCUAAUCACGUGCCGCGCAACUUAUCCAUAUGGAUACGGAGGG